GUAUGAUGUGUGGCGCGGAUGUUCGUCGUAUUUACUUGUUGUUGUUGUUAACGUUCAGAGUGUAUGAAUGAAUAGCGAGCACGAACACGCGUAACGGCAAUAAAAAUAGUGGCAAAGAAACAGAGAAGAGCAAUAAAAGUGUAAUUAUUAAGAAAUCGUGUUUCACGUGCAAAUGCUCAAGGGCAACCAAAAAGGCGCCACUUUGGGUGUAAAGUGCAUAAACCAAACCAGUUGAGAGCGCAUAACUGCCGCCCAAAACGCCGGCUUGCUUGGCUUCGGUUUCGGCUUACAUUCAAUUAAGCCAAGUCUCGCGUAUUAAGCUGGCCAACUAGUUUGUUAGCGCAUGUGUGUGUGCGUGUGUCCCUGUGUGCGUGAAGCAAAUAAACGUCCGAAUUCAAGAAGAGCACAGGAAUUUAUGUUCAUGCAGCAGCCACAAAAAAAUAAAAAUAAAUAAAAUUUUAAAAAAAGGAAGAAAAUCAAAUACCAACAGACAACAAUAGGCGAAGGAAGUAGCGAGCGAGGAUUCAUGCCCAGAAGUCGUUUGACCAGUUUUAUUUUUUAUUCUGCCUCUACCUUCGUCGCCGUGUGUUUGUGUGUGUGUGAGCGACGGAGAGGGAUUGUUUUUUAUGGUUUUCUUUACCAAGCCGCUUAAAUGAUCAAUAUAGCAACUAGUGCCUGAUCGAUCGAUCGCAUCGCAUCGCAUCGAGUGUGAAGUGAAAUAAACCAGACCGACGCGACUAACCCAAAUGAGCAGCUAACAGAGCGCCCAACCAUGCCCUUCGUACAGCGUGUCGUGCAGCCCGUGAAUGUGGCCCAGGCAACGGCCGCCAGUUCCGGGCAUGCCGCCACUCGCUUCCAAUGCAUACCGGGCAAAUGCAAAAACAACAACUGCAUCAACAACAAGCAAUCGCCCGAUGAGGUGGACGAUGGAACUGCCACAGCAACAUCGCCAACAACUCUCACCAAGGCUCUGGUCCACAGCUCCUCAGCACUGACGAAUGGUGAUCAACAUGAGGAGCUGCAGGUGCCACGCCCACCCCCCGCUCUGCCCAUGAAGAAGCUGAAGCAGCAUGUGGAAUUCUUAUCCACAUCGCCCACACAUCAACGCGUCUCCCAAUCUCUGCCCAACUCAAGGCACACCAGCCAACAGCGUCAGCCGCGUAACGCCAGCGCUCCCCAAUCACCCACAGCCGGCAACUCCGGACGUGUAAUCUCCGGCUAUGAGUUCGACUCGAUUAGCAACAUUACGCUGAGCAAUGCCCUGCGACAAUUGGCCUCGCUGGUGCUCAUCGCCAGCGACAUCUUCGACGAUCUGCAGCGGGACUUGCAGGCGGUGGGGGAGCGGGCGGGGCGAGUACAGCGCAAGAUUGUGGCCGUGGAGCGGCGUGUUUGUGCCUACGAUCCGAAAAUGGUCACAGUUCCUGAAAGCGACCUGCUCACCUUUGCACAACGCAAGCAGCAUUACGAGUCGGAAAAGUCAUUCCAGCAGCAACUUUUCACCACAGAGUCGCGGCCGCAGAGCGUGCGACAAUUGUAUGUGGAGGCAGCCAAGGAGCUGCCUGGUCCGCAUCCAAUAUCGUCAGCUUCUUCGACAGCGUUGACACCGCCGCGUUCCAUUUCCUUCAAUGGCGACAUUCUGCUGAACGGCGAUGGCCUCGAGUUCGAAGCGAGCAACAACAACAACAAUAAUAAUAACAGCGAGGAGCUUGUUUGUGAAUCCGAUUUUGGGAAUGCCAAUCGCAAGCUGCGCACGCGCAUUGAUGCUGAAAUUGAAAUACGUUUGCCUGCUGCCAUCGAGGACCUGCGCAAAUGGACGUCCACCGAGGCGCUGGGUGAUGUCACGGUCACGCCCGAUUGCAUGCACCAUGUGGACACAUCGCUGAGCACUUCGAUGGUCAUCGGUGAUAACGGCCUACUAACACCCGCUCUAUCUCCGUCCGUCCUAUCCGCCGAUGCCAUCGACGCCUCCACCACCUAUGCUCCCAAUAUCAGCCAAGCGGUGGACAGCAGUCAGCAUCAACUACUGCCAAACGAUAUCAAUAAAGAUGUGCCUUUGAAUCAUCGAUUGCCUUCACCCGAGGAACAAACCAAACUCAUUGCCUUAAAAUAUCCCGCCGAAGUGAUCUCUGUGAACACCUCCGGCAAACAUUUCCAGCGCAUGUGCGCGGCUCGCAAAUCGACGACGGGCUGCUAUGCAGGCGGCUCCUCCAGUGCAGCGGCUAGCAACGGUGGCAGCCCAGACGAUCCCCAGCCGGAUGCCAAUAAUCUCGAUGAUAAUGUGCAGACGGUCAGUCGACGUUCGCGAUCGCGGAAGGUGCGCGGCAAGAGACGCAACACGAUUGCGGGCAUAGAUCAGAAGGAGAUACAGGAUGCAGCCAAUGGCAACGCGAACAGCAACAACAACGACGCCAAGAAUACAUCGGGAGCCAAUAACUCGACUGCUACUGGAGGCGGCACCGCCUCGGACGCCAAGAAGUCGAAAAAGUUUGGACGCAGCAAAUCGAGCGACAUCUUAAAAAAAGAAACUGUUGCCUUGCCCUAUGACAAGGGCAAGAAUACCCUUACACGACUCAAUUCGCUGAAGCAAUGGGGUCGCAAUCGCUUCAAGUUCAUGCACCGCGCAGAAGCGGUCGGAGGCGAGACCAGUACGCUGGACACCAGCGGCAGCAGCUCGCAGAAUACGUCCACAGAAAAGGCGGAGAGUAGCAGCGCCGCCGAUAGAGGCAGCUCUUCAGCCAACAGCGGCAACAAGGAGUCGGUGAAGCGGGACAUUGAUGACGAGUGCGUUGUCCAUGAGCUGAUAUCGCAGAAGAGUGAAUCUCGGUUUUCGCACGAACGAAAACCCUCGUAUUCCUCAUCCGAGAAGAGCAUGAGUGUAAGCAGUAGCGGGCAUUUGCGUGGCAAGCUCCAGUUGGCCAAUAUGGCAGCCAGCAAUGUGAAGAUGCGUGAGACGGCGACACUGAAUCGCCAGAGACGCAAUGGCCAGUGGGCGGCUAGCGGUCUUGCCGGGAAGGAUGAGCAACCGCACUCAUCAAGCGGAAAUUGGAGUGCCAGUUCGGAAUCAGGGCGCGCCUCUAUAGGCAGUGAAAUCACCAUACAGCCGAAAUCGAGUGCCUCGAACACAUCGCUCAAUGUGUCCAGCUUCCAUCCAGGCAGCGGAAGUGGACCACCCUCAUCGAUGAUGAGUCGACGCCGAUUCCUCAACACAUCCGCCUCGAGCAGCGUGACCAGCGAGGGCACUGCAACGCCAGAGCUACAGGUGGUGCCCGAUGGUGCCUACCCGAAUCAUCUAGAUGAUGAGACUAGCUCAGCUUACUCCUGCGAUACGGAGGGCUAUUACACCUCCUUCCACAUGGACAGCGGGUUGCGUACACUGAAGGAGGAAGAGCCACCCAUGACACCACUGCAGCAGAGUCUGCACACCAGCAGCUACUCCUUUGGCAGUCAAUCCAAUCAGACGGUGCUAAAUGCAGAAAAUGAAUACGAGCUCUUUGGACGCGGUUCGACCUCAACAACAACAAGCUCGGCGGGCACAGUCUGUACCACCCUGAUGAUCAACGGUGCCAGUGGCGGCGAGGGGGGCAGCCUUAAUGGCCAUGGCCCUGAUGUACCCGAACGCAUCAGCUCGCUGGGCAAGCUGAAUAAAGCAGGCGGUGGUGCUAGUAGCCACAGCAAUAGUGCCAGCACUAGUACGCUAGAGAGAAGCUACUCCAGCAGCACCAUCGGAAGUACUUUGGAGCGCACAGGCACCAUUAAGCGAAAUGUUAAUGCUGGUCUUAAGCUGGCCACCAAUUCGGAAGUCGAGGGUACAGAGCGCAAUACAGCGAUGGAUGUUGACAUGCCAAUGCACAGUGGCACACCAGAAUCUCAAGAUGAUGGGGAGUUUGAUUUCGACCGCAUACGUAAGCGUUCAGCUCAUCCCUUACCUGGAGCCGAGCUGGAAUACUCGGAGUGCUCAGAUCUGGAGGGUGUUGAGCGUAUUGAACGCAUUAAACAGAAGACUGCAAUCAAUGCUAAGCGCAUACCUUCCAUGUGCAUUAUCACCCCGACAACUAGCGAUGAUGAGAAUCAGUCAAAGGCGGACGAAUCCGCGUACGAUCCAAAUCGCACCUUGACAAACUCAAGCUCGGGUGGUUCACCCUGCUCGAAGGCGGCAGCCAAAGCGCAUGCUACACUCAAAGUGGUUACCACUUACUGCACUGUGGAUGUGAACUGUGCUAAUGAGGCAGCCGCUAAGGAAGAUGCCGAUGAGGCCCUGUUAACGCCAACUAAUGCAACGGAUAGCAAAGACCACAACCUGAACGAAUUGAAGCAAACGCCAACGAAAGCUCUAAAUAGCAUGUUUGAAAAGCUCAAGGUUGUUUUGCCGAACAUAAAGCGCUCACCACCGAGCAAAAGCUGCCAGGCAAUGGCUAAGCCCGCCUCCCCAAGUGUCGUCAACAACGACGAACUGUACGACAUGGCAGGCGAAUACGUCACCAUAGCCGACAUCAGCAACAACAAUCGGGCCCACCAGCUGCAGGCACCGAAGCCGGCGGCGGGUAGCCUGGGCAUCUACUAUUCCAAUGACAUAGUUCAUAGGCGCAGGCUAGAGGCCGACGAACCGGCAGGCAAACAAUCGGGCCGAGCCGAAUAUGUAUCGCUCAAUGAAUUGCCACAGCAUUUGCGACGGCAUGGUGCGUCAGCUGCGCCCCCUGUUGGUAUUGCUGCUGUCGGAGGUGGUGGAAAUGCAGUUGAGAGCACAGACGCAUGCGCACAACAUCUGCCCACGACGAUGGCAAAAACCAUAACAGCUUCAGCACGUCAGCCGACGAGCGAAAGCUGCGGCGUGCCCAUGUAUGCGGAAAUCAGCGAGCUACGCGAAGAGAAGUCGCUCGUGUCGAGUGCAGGCGCCGGUCAGAGGGGUGGUGGCGGUGGUGCGCGCCUGGUACGCACAAAUGCCGAGGGUAAAAUCAUCUACGAUUCCGAUAGUCUGAAGCGACGCAAGGGCGCUCACACCACAUUCGCACCUGGACCGUAUGUGAAGGAAACUGAAAGUGCGCUCGCCAGUUUGCCUCUCGUAGUCAGUGACGAAAGGCACGCCGAGGGGUCUGCAACAAAUGUGCGCACGGGUGAAAGUGCAACUCAAACAGGAAUAACAACUACGACAGGAGUGCCCGCCUUGCCAUUAACAAAGAACGCGAAACUAUUGUUGCAGAAAGGCGGCAUCGCGGCCAAUCGUAAGGUGGCCAAUGUGCGGCCCAUAGUGGCCAAAUCGCCGCUGUCCAAAACGCCAAACAAUAACAACAAUAGGGAUAUGUCCGCCUAUCAACCUGUCGCCUAUAAUACCUAUCAGGAGCAAAAGCAAAUGCUGGCCAAUCAUACGAAUCCCUUCUACGAGGCAAUUGCCUCCAACACAACACCAGCUUUAAAUGCCGCUCCAGGCGCCACAAUUGCCAUGAUGCCCUCGCCCUCCAGUAAGUCCAAUUCAUCGACUGGAUCCACAGCGACGAAUUCAUCAUCGUCGACAGCAACUACAGCAUCGGCACACUCCGGCGAAGAAGGUAAGCAAGUCCUGAUAAGUCAAGUUAAUGCCAAUUGCAAUUUCGCUUGCGAUCCUGAGUUCGCUUUGGCGCACCCAAAACCAACACCAACAAUUUCACUACCACCCUACACUGCCCCCCCAAAUGCUAAUGUAAAUAACACGCUAAAACUACUACACACUACUACACCAACUGCAACAACAAUAGCAGCAACAAUGUAUACUAUUAACAACAACAACAAAAACAGCAGCGUAACAAAUUUAGAAGCGGGAAAAUCAAAUUUCGCAUCAAUGGGCAGCAUUUCAAGUGUACACUGUGACGAUGAAGACCCCACUGACGAGUGCCAUCGGAAGGCAAAAGUGAGGGUUGUUACUCCCACUCCUACCGCCCCCCAUAGCAACAACAACAACAAUAGAAGUAGUAGUAGUAGCAACCCCAUGGGCGCCAUAGUAUCAUCCCCUCCACCCCCUCCACUGCCACCCCGGGCGAAAGUUAAUGGGAAAGUAGCGACAAUGGCAGAAGCAGCGGCAGCUGCGCGCAAUGCAGUUAACCCCCAAUCCAGCCCACCUAACAAAAACAACAAUAUUGCUCUCAGCAAUGGGCAUCCUCAUACUAUACCUUCUCCUGCACUUAGUUUAUCGAUUGACCCAAUUGCUGCAACGCAGUUUUCCAUUUCAACUGCGCAUUUAACUGCAGCUGUCACCACCAUCCCCAACGCUCCUCCCCCUUCAACAAUAGCAGUAGUCAACCCCCCAAGGCUUAGUCCCUCGAAACCGCGUGGAGCGUUGAAGCGCAACAACAGCUACAGGCUGGCCAACGAUGAGCUCAAAUUAGAAAUGAACAAAGAAAAUUGCCUAGUCUAUGCCGAUGCCCACGGCAAAUCCAGUGCAACGUCGUUCAGCACAUUGCCCCCGAAUGCAACAAGUUCGCUAAAGCUGAAGGCCCAACUCGGCAGCAGUGGCAGCAAUGUACAGGUGGCGCCCAAUGAGGGGCGCAAAAUUGCCAAGUCCUUUGAACGGCUCGUUGAUGAGUUUUCGCUGUCCACCAUCAGCACGGACUCUUCCUAUUUAAAAAAUAAAUCGCUAGAGAACUUUGAUGAUUCACCGGCGUUGCAAAAUGGCCAACACAAUGGCCAUCUAGACAACACGCAAACUGACAACGACAACGAUAAUAAUGAAAACGCUGAUGUUAAUGAUGAUGACGAUAAUGACGAUGAUGACGACGACAGCAACGACGAGCCCAUGCAGGCAACUCCCAUGCCACAUAAAUACCACAAGUCUUUUGUGGAAAAUAUUUUGCUGCGUCCGUUCAAAAUCAUUCUGCCCAACGAAGAUAACGGUGCGCGUCGUCAGCGCAUUUUACAAAAGUUUGAGGUGACGGAAAUCUGGUAGACAAGUUGGGCGCGCCAUAGACAUAGACAUAGACUUUGACGCCAGCGCUCAUUAACUU
Scaptodrosophila lebanonensis is the source of this 6971-nucleotide messenger RNA. RefSeq lists its product as uncharacterized. The coding region runs from base 773 to 6913 and encodes 2046 amino acids. Gene Ontology annotation, molecular function: protein kinase A regulatory subunit binding. The transcript has 5 exons. Gene Ontology annotation, cellular component: cytoskeleton. Gene Ontology annotation, biological process: actin cytoskeleton organization. NCBI's taxonomy places the organism in Eukaryota, Metazoa, Arthropoda, Insecta, Diptera, Drosophilidae. The record is from RefSeq and is a predicted model, not a curated record.